Punctularia strigosozonata HHB-11173 SS5 is the source of this 1976-nucleotide messenger RNA. RefSeq names its product NADH dehydrogenase. The transcript is spliced from 9 exons. The coding region runs from base 1 to 1758 and encodes 585 amino acids. Gene Ontology annotation, molecular function: NADH dehydrogenase activity. NCBI's taxonomy places the organism in Eukaryota, Fungi, Basidiomycota, Agaricomycetes, Corticiales, Punctulariaceae. The record is from RefSeq and is a predicted model, not a curated record.
AUGCUCGCCGUCCGAGGAACAGCGCGCACCGCGACGCUUCUGAUUCGGACCGGGGCCAGCCCGAGCCCGACCGCGACCUCCAAGGCUCUCCGCGUCCAGCCCCGUCGCGCGCCUCCACCGCCGAUCGUGUCGCGCUGGCGUCACUUCCUCCAGACCGUCGGACGCGUCACGCUCAUCACCAUCGUCGCCGGCACCGGCACGUUCUACUACCUCGCCUACAAGGACCGCACCCCCGGCCCUCAGUUGCCGUUCGAUCCGGAGAAGAAGACCCUCGUCGUCCUCGGGACCGGAUGGGGCGCCACGAGCCUGCUCAAGAGCAUGGACACGACCGAUUACAACGUGAUCGUCGUGAGCCCGAAGAACUUCUUCCUCUUCACCCCCUUGCUUCCGAGCGUGGCGGUCGGAACGCUGAACCCUAAAUCCAUCAUCCAACCCAUUCGCCACAUCACCCGCCAUAAGCAGCGAACCGUGAACUUUAUCGAAGCCGAGGCGCAAGAGGUCGACCCCUUCAAAAAGACCGUCACGCUCUCCGAUCUCUCCGGCGUGAAGGGCGAAGUAUCGACGACGACGAUCAACUACGACUACCUCGUGUACGCCGUCGGCGCCGAGACGCAGACGUUCAACAUCCCCGGCGUGAAAGAGCACGCGUGCUUCAUGAAGGAGCUCCACGAUGCCGAGAAGGCGCAGGACCGCUUCAUCGACUGCAUCGAGUCGGCCGCGUUCCCCGGGCAGACCGAGGCCGAGAAGGACCGGCUGUUGCACAUGAUCGUGGUCGGCGGUGGGCCCACCGGCGUCGAGCUCUCCGGCGAGCUGCACGACUUCCUCGUCGAGGACCUCAGGAACUGGUACCCGGACCUCGCCCCGCGCAUGAAGAUCUCGCUCAUCGAGGCCCUGCCCUCGGUCCUGCCCACGUUCUCCAAGCAGCUGAUCGACUACACCGUGUCGACGUUCAAGGAGGCGAACAUCGACGUGCUGACGAAGACGAUGGUGAAGGAGAUCCGCGAGCGGAGCGUGGUCGUGAAGACGCCGGAGGGCACGGACGAGGAGAUCCCGUGCGGCGUCGUCGUGUGGGCGGGCGGGAACAAGCCGCGCAAGGUGUCGACGGAUCUGAUGGCCAAGUUCCCCGAGGCGCAGACUAACCGCAAUCACGAACCGGCGUCAGCCACGCGAGAGAUCCUGCGGGGGGGGGGGGGGGGGGGGGGGGGGGGGGGGGGGAUCGAAGGGAAGGGGAAGGAAGAAGGAGCGACGAAAGACGCACCGUCGACGACGAUCCCGCGUUAUCUAGAUCAGCUGAGGAUGAAGGGCACCGACGGCAUCUUCGCGAUCGGCGACUGCACCUCGACCUCGUACGCGCCCACGGCCCAGGUCGCGUCGCAGGAGGGCGCCUACCUCGCGCGCGUGCUCGCCCAGGUCGCCAAGCGCGACCAGGCCCUCGCCGAGCUCCAGAAGCUCGAGGCCACCGCCACCGCGCCCGAGGCGGAGAAGGAGAAGGAGAAGCUGAAGCGCCAGGCGGAGAAGCUGGAGAAGAUCCGGCCGUUCCAUUACUCGCACCAGGGCUCGCUCGCGUACAUCGGCAGCGACCGCGCGAUCGCGGAUCUCUCGGUCUGGCAGCGCACGUUCUCGAGCGGAGGCGCGUGGACGUACCUCUUCUGGCGGAGCGUGUACCUCAGCACGCUCUUCUCGCUCCGCAACCGGACGCUCGUCGCGACGGACUGGCUCAAGGUCAAGCUCUUUGGACGUGACGUCUCGCGCGAGUGAACCUGGUCGUUUCGUUCUCUUUUUUCCCACCUGCGUUAAAAAACGCAUUGCGUUUCGCUCAUAGACGUCUCGAGUUCGUGGUUAUAUAGACGGCCGUGGCAUAGACGAUAGAAUGGGCCGCGCGUUCCCGCGAUACCGUAGCGUACAGUAUUUAGUCUCAUAUACGGGCACUUGAAUAAUCACCAACCGUCGAUAUUACGUCGGCGGCUUAGCUGGGC